CAUCCAUUGACAAAUUAAUAAACAUGGAAAGGUGCAAUGGCAAUUUUUUAUAAAUCAAAAGGAAUAAGUUCACAAGAAAAAAAAGCAACUGUAGUUUCCGCUUCUUUGUCCGCUGUGGAUGUCCUCAGCGACACAAUGUCGUCGGACAGCGAAGAAAUGGACAUCCAACAAGAACUUCGCAACAUAGAAAGUGUUAUCAGUUUGACCAGAGCCAAUAUAGAUGCUCUAAAUGCGAAAUUCGCCGGUUUUCAACAUCCACCGACGAUGUAUAUCAAAGAAUACAAUGACUUAACGUCCAAACUUCAUGAACUUGAAGCCGAAGAAAUGAGACUGAAGGAAUUAAAGGAACAAAUGAACGGUAGAGAAAGUCCUGAGGAUUCCAGUUAUUAUGAGGCGAAGCCCCAAAAUGAUACUUUUAGGCCUAAAUUUCUCCGCGCGUACUUACCCAACCAGCAACGAACCAGUGUCCAAGUAAGGGACGGUCUUACCCUAAGGGAUGCUUUAGCGAAAGCUAUGAAACUACGAAAUUUAGUUUGUGAGACGUGUCGGGUGUAUCGGGGCAAGUACUCGGACGAGUCCAUAAAUUGGGACACAGACAUUAACACUUUGAACUGUAGUGAAAUUACUGUAAAAAUUUUAGAUAAAUUUCCUAUUCCUACUAGUAUUUCCCAUAAUUUUGUUAGAAAGACUUAUUUUUCGCUAGCUUUUUGUGAGUGUUGUCGUAGACUUUUGUUUCAAGGUUUUUAUUGUAGGACUUGUGGUUACAAAUUCCAUCAAAGAUGUGCUGCUGGAGUACCAUCUCUCUGUCACCAGGUCCGAAUGACUGAUGCAUACUACAGAGCUCUAUUAGCUCUUCCUCUGUCAGACUACUCAGAUUCAAGUGCUGGCAUUCUACAUGCCGGUCAAGCCGAAUUAGGACCCCCACCAAAACAAAGUCGCCAUUCUGGUACUUUGGGUCACCAUGAUAGAUCCAGCUCAGCCCCAAAUGUUUGCUUGAAUAACGUCAAGGCUUCUGGCGAUGAAUAUCCUAAGUCCCUAGCAUUGAGCAGUUUUCUGUAUUCCAGGGGACCUGAAGGAGAAUCGUCUCCUCAUUGCAGGAGUACUCAAGCAUCCCCUACGGGUUCUCUUCAGCCCAGAAGACCUAGAGCUCGUUCAGCAGACGAAAGCAAACCCCUACUUGCCCCAAGAGAAAGCAUCGAAGAUUGGGAAAUCCCAGCUGAUGAGAUUUUAGUUGGAGCUAGGGUUGGUUCGGGAUCAUUUGGAACUGUAUACAAGGCUCAUUGGCACGGUCCAGUUGCGGUAAAAACUCUCAAUGUCAAAAUUCCAACGAUGGCACAGUUGCAAGCUUUUAAAAAUGAAGUAGCUGUUCUUAGGAAAACUAGGCACGUUAAUAUUUUGUUAUUUAUGGGUUGUGUAAGUAAGCCCCAAUUAGCAAUUGUCACCCAGUGGUGUGAGUCGUCGAGUCUCUACAAACAUUUACAUGUUUUGGAGACAAAGUUUCAGCUUUUCACUUUAAUUGAAAUAGGCAGGCAAACUGCUCAGGGCAUGGACUAUCUGCAUGCCAAAAACAUCAUUCAUCGCGAUCUGAAAUCAAACAAUAUAUUCCUUCACGACGAUUUGACCGUAAAAAUAGGCGAUUUUGGUCUGGCUACUGCGAAAACUCGAUGGUCCGGGUCGCAUCAAUUCCGCCAACCUACUGGCUCCAUCUUGUGGAUGGCGCCCGAAGUGAUUCGGAUGCAGGAAGACAAUCCGUAUAGUUUCCAAUCUGACGUGUACGCCUUUGGAGUUGUUAUGUUUGAAAUGUUAGCUGGACAGUUGCCUUAUUCACACAUCAACAACAAGGACCAGAUACUCUUUAUGGUUGGAAGGGGAUAUUUAAAGGCAGAUCUCAGUAAAAUGAGGUCCGAUACUCCAAAAGCUCUAAGACGAUUAACAGAAGACUGCAUAAAAUACAACAGAGAUGAAAGACCUCUAUUUAGACAAAUACAUGCUUCAUUAGAGGGUCUAUUACGAAAUCAUCCCAAAAUUAGCAGAUCGACUUCCGAACCGAAUAUGAACAGGACACAUUUACAGUCCGACGAUUUUAUUUAUACUUGUUCCAGUCCCAAAACCCCAGUCCAUUUCGGACAAGGCCAUUUCCUUUUCUAUCCCACUGGAACCGGUAACAUUUGAUUAAAUUAGUGCUGGUAUCGGUAUUGUAAUUAUGUUCCCAGA
Psylliodes chrysocephalus is the source of this 2214-nucleotide messenger RNA. Lineage: Eukaryota; Metazoa; Arthropoda; Insecta; Coleoptera; Chrysomelidae. The record is from the annotation of a GenBank genome assembly.